AUGACUACCUCACCAGUGUUGUUUACCGCGUCGCGCUCUCAAACCUUGACGUAUUUGUUAGUUGUCUGUCCAUUCUCAAUAGCGUUUCUCGUAUUUAUCAACUCGUCUGUGUCAUUUGUGGUGACGGAUCUGAUCGGACUUGACAAAGGGGAAGGGGAUGCCGUUGGCACGCUGGGUUUUGCUGAUGAGCUUCUCGCUCUUCUGGCAUGUCCCCUUUGGGGAGUGCUUUCUGAUAGAAUUGGGGUGCGGCUUGUCUGUACCAUUGGUUACGCGGUCAUUGCCGUUGCAUUGAUUCUUUUCGUGCAAGCUAAGAAUGUUUACCCGCAAUUGCUUCUUGGACGACUGUUCUUCAGUGUGGGAGGCGCUGCCGUAUCCACGAUGGUCACCGCGGUCUUACCGACUGUCACAGGCAAAGGUCUGCAAAAUCCGACCGACCGUGCACAACGGACGACCGUCUCGCCGCAUUUGAAUGGAGAGGAAAUCGGAAAUGUUGAUCACAGCGCGCCCUCGAGCCCUCGAGCGUCUCCGUCAGCGCGAUUGUCUGGGUUCGUUGGGCUGUUUGCCGGCUGUGGUGCCCUUGUAUCACUUGGGGCUUUUCUUCCUCUCCCUGCGCGCUUUGAAAAAAGAGGCCUUUCGCCCGCUGAGGCUAUCCAACAGAGCUAUUACGUGGUUGCUGCCGUUGCCAUGGUCGUCAGCUUUGUGAGCUUCAUCGGGCUUCGAAACCUGCCUGACGAAGAUAAAAAAGGGUGGCGUGCAUCUUGGCCAAAUCGUUUCAAUCGUUGCCGACAAGAUCAUGAAGCCGAGGAAGGCCAAGAUGGAGAUGACGAGAGGCUUCACGGGUUGCGCGGUCUGCCCUACUGGAAGCAAUUUACCACAGCAUUGCUGCUAGGCUUUCGAAAUCGCAGCAUCGCUUUAGGAUACAUUGGAGGAUUUGUCGCACGCGCCUCAUCCGUGGCAAUAUCUUUAUUCAUUCCACUAGCGGUGAACCACUACUAUCACGUAUCCGGGGUCUGCGACGAAGAUCGUGAGCCAUUACCUGGGUCUGGCCUGGGUGACAUCAAAAAGGCUUGCCCUCGCGCAUACAUCCUGGCCUCGAUAUUGACCGGAGUUUCUCAAUUAGUUGCUCUCAUCGCCGCACCGGCCUUUGGGUAUCUUACCGACAAGUCCCGGCGGUACAAUAUCCCCCUGCUUUUGGCGGCUUUGGUCGGUGUAGUGGGAUACCUAGCAUUCGGAUUUCUACCCAACCCGCAAUAUAAAUCACCUGAUGGUAACCCUGGCGUCUUCGUUGUCAUGGCGCUCCUUGGCAUCAGCCAGAUUGGCGCCAUUGUUUGCAGUCUCGCUGUUCUCAGCAACGGCAUCCUCGAAGUGGAUGUCUUCGACGAUGCACUAGCUCAAGGGCAUGCCGGGCAGAUCGCGGACGGCGAGACUGCCGGUGGUAGUGAGGGCGAGCACCAACCUCUGUUGACUCGCUCUCCUGAUAACAGACUCCAACAUCUGUCGCACUUAAAGGGCUCUAUUGCGGGAGUCUACUCCCUGUACGGUGGGGCAGGCAUACUUAUCCUCACCAAGAUCGGCGGGCUCUUGUUCGACAAAGUUUCAUCGGGAAGUCCAUUCUACAUUAUGGCUGUGUUCAAUGGGAUUUUACUCGCUGCGGGAGUGGUGUGUGGAAUCUUGAAUCACAUCGUGCGAUCCAAGAAAAUUUCGGACUAG
Penicillium oxalicum is the source of this 1710-nucleotide messenger RNA. Its product is annotated as putative MFS transporter. Lineage: Eukaryota; Fungi; Ascomycota; Eurotiomycetes; Eurotiales; Aspergillaceae. Gene Ontology annotation, molecular function: transmembrane transporter activity. The record is from RefSeq and is a predicted model, not a curated record. Gene Ontology annotation, biological process: transmembrane transport. The transcript is spliced from 2 exons. Bases 1 to 1710 code for a protein of 569 amino acids.